Molecule: messenger RNA, 5809 nt
Organism: Gopherus flavomarginatus (Mexican gopher tortoise)
Lineage: Eukaryota; Metazoa; Chordata; Testudines; Testudinidae
Gene: CTDSPL
Product: CTD small phosphatase like
Exons: 8
Coding region: 562-1389 (275 amino acids)
Molecular function (GO): RNA polymerase II CTD heptapeptide repeat phosphatase activity
Source: RefSeq, a predicted model, not a curated record
CUUAUUACUGGGGGCUGGGUUGGUUUGGGGGUGAUACGGGUUAGGAGGAGGGGGAUCUGCUUAUUACUGGGGGCUGGGUUGAUUUGGGGGUGACCCAGGCUGGGAAGGAGGAGAGUUAUUUAGGGGGUAGGUAGGCUCAGAUAGUCAUUGGGGGCUGGGCUGAUUUGGGGUGAUACAGGUUAGGGAGGGUUGGUACAUAUUUCUGGGUCAUACAGGGGUUUAGGGGGUGGAGAGGUUUCCUAGGCAGGGUGUUUUGGGGGGUGAUAUAUUUUGGACGUUCUAGGGGUGGUGAUUUGGCGGGGGGGAGUGAUACGGGAUUUUUCUUUUGGUGGGGGUGAUAUUUCCUCCUUUUCCCUCACACCCCCACUGGGAAUUACUGCUGGAGGAGGAGGAGGCGGCACUAUAGGAGGGGUCCCUUGUGCGCGCGUUUUUUUUUCCCCUGAAUGGCUUCGUCCCUGAAGGAGUUUUGAGAGAGAAACCUGCCUAUCGAUCCCUAAAAACAAACGCACACAAACCUGCCUCCGGGAGGGAAAUAGCCAGGUGAAAUCGCACUCUGUUUCCAUGGACAACCCGUCCAUUAUCACCCAGGUGACUAACCCCAAAGAGGAGGAAAUACUGUCCUGCACUCAGGAUAAAGUGUCCCAAUGUAAUAUCAGCUUGAAGAAGCAAAGGAGUCGAAGUAUCUUUAGCACCUUAUUCUGCUGUUUUCGUGACUACAAUGUGGAACCACCAUCUACCAAUAGCACUAGUACUCUUCCUCCAUUGGUGGAGGAGAAUGGAGGACUUCAGAAGGGUGACCAGAUGCAGGUCAUUCCCAUACCAAGUCCACCGGCUAAAUACCUCCUGCCAGAACUAACAGUACUGGACUAUGGGAAGAAAUGCGUGGUCAUUGAUUUAGAUGAAACAUUAGUACACAGUUCAUUUAAGCCAAUUAGUAAUGCUGACUUCAUUGUUCCUGUUGAAAUUGAUGGAACCAUACAUCAGGUCUAUGUAUUGAAACGACCACAUGUGGAUGAGUUUCUUCAGAGGAUGGGAGAGCUCUUUGAGUGUGUACUCUUCACGGCCAGUCUAGCCAAGUAUGCGGAUCCAGUAGCAGACUUGUUGGAUCGCUGGGGUGUGUUCAGGGCAAGACUCUUCAGAGAAUCCUGUGUUUUCCACAGAGGAAAUUAUGUGAAGGAUCUGAGUCGACUGGGAAGAGAGCUGAGUAAAGUUAUUAUAGUGGAUAACUCUCCUGCGUCUUACAUCUUCCAUCCUGAAAAUGCAGUGCCUGUGCAGUCCUGGUUUGAUGACAUGACGGACACAGAGCUGCUAGAUCUUAUUCCUUUCUUUGAAGGACUAAGCAGAGAGGAAGAAGUUUACAGUAUGCUUCACAAACUUUGCAACAGGUAGCCCUUAAAUCUGACUGCUGCUGGUUGAUAGCAGUUGCUACAGACUCUUUCUCCAUCUCUCACAACUCUUUCAAACUAAGCUUUGAGGAGGCUGCUCCUGUCAGAAGUGCUACUCUUGAUCUUCCUGUUACAUUGUACACGAAGGACAAUCAUGAGUGAUGCUAGUAAGCCUUCAGAAGCCUGACAUCCUAAGGUCACGUGUUCAGACUACUUUUUUAAAAAAGAAAAAAAGAAGCUAUUUUAAAUGGGGCUCUUUUAAUGACUUUCGUAAGUGGACACGUUUUACUGGAUCAGCUUUUCUUAAAACAUGCCAAAAAAAGAAGCUUGUUGUAUUUCAGCAGUCAAAUUUCUCCCCCUCCCACUAUGCAGACAGUUUCACCCUCUGCUUAGAGCAGUUGACCUGACUCUGAAUUUUUUUCUUACAGAAUGAAGUGCCUUUUUGAAUGUUAUUUUAAGAUAAAAAUUCAUUUUGUAUAAGGUGUAUUUCCAGACAUCUUUUAGUCUUGUAUUGUCUAAACGCUUUAAAAAGGAAAAAGGAAUUUUUUAUAGAGCACUGUAAUAUAUGGUAACAAAGGAAAAAGUUGAAACAGAUAUGCUGGGGUCCUGUCUCCAUGGUGAUGUUAAGUUGUAUUAAUUACAUUUUGUCAUGCUCAGAAGGUUUAGGAGUUUGGGGAGAGGUGAUUUUGGUUACAGGUUUGUGUUACUGUGGUCUUACUCAUUUUGGACACAGUUUGAACAUAUCUGCAGUUGUUUGGGUAUUAGGGUAUGAUAGAAUUGGGAAAAUGUGAUGGGAAAUAGAUCUCAAGCACCUUUUAUGUUAGAUGGAUCAAGUUCUAUUAUCUCUGCUUGCGCACAACUGCCAUGCCUCUCCAAUUUUUUAAAACAUCCUAAUGAGAAACCCAUUAUAUUGGGGGGAAAGGAGGGAGAAUCUAUUUAUUGAUCUAAAUUCUUUUCUUACAAAAACCCAUCUGGGUAAGCUGGAUGCGUGCUGAGCUGUUAAGAGUAUUUUUUUCUCUUAAUUGUUGCUACUGUAUACUCACCAAAUGGAGUUGACCAUCGGCUGUUAUACUGUUCUUUGCCACUGUGCCUGCACUACAAAAACAUUUGCUGUAAGCUGCAAAUUUGGGCAAUAAACGAAAUGCAGGUGAUAUACCCCACCCUUAUGUAGUAAACUUGUGGUAUAUGACAUACCAGAUAACUCAGUUAAAGGUGACCUGCAAAGGACUUUGCAAAAUGCCUUUUGCUCCUUUAUGCACCAUAAAGAAGCAAAAUGGAGGUAUGAGUCCAAUUUAUUUUAAAGUGGGGGCUUUUUUUUUUCCUGCUUGUGUUUUUCCUUAGAAAUGUCAGGAAUGUUAACUGAUCUCUCCUGGUUUUUGCUGAACACUUGUUGAGAGUCUCAGAUGCAGAUUGGGAGCCAUAUCACCCCUGCUGGAGGUGUGUUUAACUCAGAAUUCCUUUCUCUCACGUACUCUUCAGGCUUUGGAGUUAAAUAGGUGUUAACUUAAAAUGUUAAAAACAAUAUAAAAAUCUCACUAAAAAUCCAUUUGUGAUGUCAUAAUUACAUUAAUUCUUCAUCCAGGGUAGAAAGACCUGAAUUUCUGAUGUUAAAAACACAUGUAACUUUUCUUUUUAAGCCUUUUGAAACAAAAAGGCACAGCCCUUUUUUUCCUUUCCCUGGUCACCUUUUAACCAUUUUUGCACCAGUAGAAAUCUAGUCAGACAAAUUAGCCGUAUUUGGCAGGCAUCAAGCAAAGUUAAACUAAUAAUUUGGUGCUUUAAUUAGCCUACUGUCAAAUGCCGCAGGGUAGAUACAAGUUGCCUUUUUACAGGUAUGGCCAAUAGGAAUUACAAGAAGCUGACCUGGAUUGUCAUCCUUGGCUAAAACAUUUACUAAGCAGCUUAAUAAAUUGUUUCCUAAAAGGGUGGGCCAGCCUACACAGACCUGGAAUGGAUUAUCACAGGGGCAAUAUAAGACUGAGAGAGGACUUGUCUCUUUGCAGUGCAGCUUUGCACUGUACUCAGUGUUUCUCAGUGAGGGUGUUCUAAGCAGUACCAUGACAUUUGAGUCUGUACGGCAUCACUUUUUUGUUCUCUUACCAGUUGUCAUUACCUUAGUACUGUAUGUUUCUAUGCCAGAACUAAAUUCUGACCAUUUAAAAAAAAAUCUGGAUGGUUUUGAAGGACGUAUGGAUUCUGGUUAGCCCAUUAUAUUUGCAUUCAAUUUAAGAUCUUUAGUUUUAUUUUUGAAUACAGAGUAUUGAAACCAUAAACUGCCAAAAAGUUGUUAUCUGAGCAGUAUUUUUAACUGUAUUUGUGACCUCUGUGCCUCAGGUACAGUCUGCAGGGAAGUAUUCAGGUUGUAGUUUAUUGUGCAGGUGUGAUGAGAGUGGCUGAAAAAAAUUCAAAGAUUUUCACACAAGUAUUAGACCAAACAGUCUUACCAAUUAGACAGUGAAUAACCCCUUCAUGAGACACUACCGUUUAGACAGUUGUGAUCUGUUGUAGAUAAGAAACCAUGUCAUUAGCUGUUCACAUUUAUAAAAGCAGUGAUUUCAUGAACCCAGUUGCCUUAAAUGUCUGUGAAUGAAUGUUGAUAUUAAAGUGACUUGUAUUGUUUUGAAAUCAACAUGUAAUGGACAACUGAACUUCUGUUCCCACAUCUGAAACCAUUUUAAUGACUGAUACUAUACAAUCACUGUCUUUAUGUGGUUUCUGUACAGUUUUAAUGCUGUUUGGGCUUUUGUAAUCCACAAAGGUCCAGAAAAAAUUGGCUUUAUAAUUUCAACUGAUAAAGCAUACAAAAUAACACGCAGCUCUCAAAAAUGACAAAAUCAGGGGCAUAACAUAGUAAUAUUUCUGAUCCAUGCUAAUAUUAUAAGUGCAUUUUAUAUAUGAUUUUUGUUUGAGUUCUAAUCAUGGUAAUUUUCACUCUUGAAUGUGAGAAUAUUUUUGGAUAAUACCUGUUUCCUUCUGACAUCAAAUGGGGUGGUUUAAGAUCAACUUUUGGGUUUCCUAAGUGUUUGGAUUUUUUAUAUUAUGUGAGCAACUAUCAUAUAUACCUUUUUUGCACUUUAUUUUCCCACACUUAAAAAAUCCAGAUUUUUAUAAGCUCUUUUGGUUUAUAUAUAACUAUAUAUAUUUGAAGCACCUAGAUUUAAACAAAGCAAUAUAGUUCUAAACAUAAUACCAGAAGAAGUAGUAGAAUGUUUGUAAAAAUUGCAAUAUGAUUAUUUUGGUUUUACUUUAAUUAAAUGAGAUUUUGAAAAUCAAAACAAAAUCAAAUUAUUUCCCAAAGCUCUUCCAUAUUUACAAGUGCAGUAGUGCAUGCUGCAUGUGGGUCACCACAACUGUUAUAAACCCUGUCUUUCAAUUAUAAUUCCCAGAUAGUACUGCAAUAUUGUUAAAAAGUCUUUCCCAGUGGAUCAUUCAGUUCAGCUAAAAAAUUGCUACCUGACCCGAAGUUCCGUUGUCCUUUCUAUGUUGGAUUAAAAAAAAGUUUAUUUGCCUGCAUAGGGAUAUAUAUAGAGAGAUAUAUUUUAAUUUAAAAAGUAAGGCAGAGUGCCAUAAAUUCUUGAAAAUCAACUAAAAUGUUAUGAUUAAAUUGCCAUCUGUAAACUAGGGCUGUGCGCAGAAUAUCUGUUAAACACCAGGAAGUUCUGAAUGGAAGAUUUUAGCAAAUGUACAAUACUGCUGUAUUCAUUUAGGUAGCUUUGGAGAAAAAAAAACUGUUUCUUGUUUUUACCUUUUAAUUUCUUUUUUAAAAACAGUGAAGUUAUACAUGGAAGAAACCCGUCGCCUGAAGAGCUUGGUUAUCAGUGUGUUCAAUCACUUUAUCACGGCAUUGUUUUUGAUUAGAGUGGUCGGGGGACAAUAAAAUCUCUAAAUUACACUCGCUUGUACUGGGAUUGCCGCUUUGAAAUUUCAAUGUAAAAAGUCUGUAGCGACAUAAUUUACAAACACACACAAUCCUAUGUGUUACAGAAUUUUUUUACUAAUAAAACACAGAACCGCACAGCCCUAUUGUAAAAGAAAAAAAUGUUUGUGCCUCUGAUUUCAAAGGUGCUGUGAUGUAGGCCUUUGUGUGGUGAGGAGGGCAGGUGAGACUUGGGCUGGGGAAUUGCUUGAAAUUCUAUAGGCUAACUAUGCAAAAUGAGCUGUUAGUUUUCUGUUCAUAUUUUAUUGUAACAAUCCAGCUGUCUGGCUUUUUGUUAACUCUUCUGGGAACUUAAGAAGAGUAAGCAAUGGACAUGUUGCUUGUUUGUCUAAUAAUGGAGCUGUUUACACUUUAAUGCAAUGAACAAUCCAGCAAUACUUGAGAAACACUACAUAUACAGUGUGAGUGUUUUGAGGCGAGAGAAGUGUUGUCAAUCAGGUACUGAAUGGUUUCUUUACUGUCACAAAUAAAAGUUUUUAACAAUUUA